AUGGCAAAUUGAUAUAGAAUCAAUAACAUUUGAUCAAUUAUAAUUCAAUUCCAUUACAAUUGAAGUUAAACCACAUCUUGCAGACUAACUAUAUCAUAUAUAAUAAUCACCCAUCACAUAACAUAAACAUAACAAUCAAUACAAUAUGGAUAUUAUUUUAGGUAUAAGAGUAGCAGAUGGUACUAUUAUAGCCACUUCCAAAGCUGCCACUAGAGGUAUUUCAGUAUUAAAGGACACAGAUGAUAAGACCAGACCAUUGAAUGCUCGUAAUUUAAUUGCUUAUACUGGUGAAUCAGGAGAUACGGUUCAAUUUGCCGAAUAUAUUCAAGCCAAUGUUCAAUUAUAUAGUAUGAGAGAAAAUGAUAUUGAAUUAUCUCCAAAAGCCACUGCAUCAUUUGUAAGAAAUCAAUUAGCCAGUUCCCUUAGAUCACGUAAACCAUAUCAAGUCAAUGUAUUGAUAGGUGGAUAUGAUGUUAAAACCGAUACUCCAAGUUUAAAUUGGAUAGAUUAUUUAGGUACUCAAGUUGAAUUACCUUAUGGAGCUCAUGGUUAUGCUGCAUUUUAUGCUACAUCUUUAUUAGAUAAACAUUAUAGAAAAGAUAUGAAGGUUGAUGAUGGAUUAGCUUUAUUGAAAUUAUGUUUAAAAGAAUUAGAAACUAGAAUGCCAAUAGAUUUUAAAGGUGUAUAUGUUAAAGUUGUUAAUAAAGAUGGUAUAAAAGAAAUUGAAGGUUAUUAAGUUAAUUAAGUAUGAAUGAAUAUAGUUUAUUAUAAUACAAUAAUAAA
Molecule: messenger RNA, 783 nt
Organism: Scheffersomyces coipomensis
Lineage: Eukaryota; Fungi; Ascomycota; Pichiomycetes; Serinales; Debaryomycetaceae
Gene: PRE1
Product: proteasome core particle subunit beta 4
Exons: 1
Coding region: 146-736 (196 amino acids)
Biological process (GO): proteasomal protein catabolic process
Cellular component (GO): nucleus; cytosol; proteasome core complex, beta-subunit complex
Source: RefSeq, a predicted model, not a curated record